CGUCACCAAAAACCAAUUUUUAGAAUUCUUGAAUUUUAACCACAUAACAUUAAAGAUCACCAUGAAAUACUUGCAAGCAUGCACAAUUGGCAAAAUAUGUCUAAAAUCAGUUGAGAUAUUAUCAAUGAAAGAUUUGAAGUUUUCUAACAAAUCGCUGUUAUUUUGGCUCUGUUCAUCAAGCUAUGAACAGAGACCAAAAUACAGAGGUUUGAUGGGGAAAGAGCCAAUACAUAUGUGGCCAUAUCUCUGCCAAUUCGUUACACAAUUGACUAAUUUUUCUUAUUUAGAAAUAUUUCAUAAUGCUCUUUCAGGUUAUGAAAUCCAAAUAAAAAAGUCUAAAAAUAGAUUUUUGUGACGUCAUCACUUUAAAACUUUAUAUGAUAUCAAUAAAUUAACGCCACACACUCCUGCAACACGAAUUGAUUUAAACUUACACGCUUUUUGUAAGAGCACGUUGUACACUCUUUUUAUAUAAGAACAAGUAAAUUUAUGUUCAGGCUGACUUUUCUUAAUUUUUUCAAAAAUCUGAGGCUGGAUUUUUCUUAAUUUGUUCUUAAAUUAAGAGGGUGUAAGCAGUGCGAUUGCUAGCUUUUUCGCUCUAGGGAGGUGUUCAAGCCUAAUUUGCCAACAAAGUGAGUGUGAAAACCUUCAUUCACCGACAAGUUUGAAUAUUCACCGAAGAAGCACCCACACAUGGCUAGAAAUCUUCGUUUUUGAGAAAAGAUCUUGUUCAAAAUUGCAUUUUACAGUAGCUCAGCCUCAAUUUGUUCUUAACUUUUGUCCAAUUUGAGGCUCGUGUUCUUAUAAAAUUACUAGUUAUUUGUUAUCCAAUAAUAUCUCAUUUAUUCCUUGUAUGGUACAAUGUAUUUACAUUCAUAUUUAUUUUCUUAGAAAAUUGUUCUUAUAAAAAAGUGUAUAAGAACGCCAAGGCUCGAUUCUCCCAAAUAACAAGUAAACAAAUUUUCUUUCGUGUUAAGAAAACAGAGAAUAUAAUUACCAGAGACAGAGACAUCAGUUAAUGGCAGUGCUUCUUCAUGUGUCAUGCGAAACUGCCAUUUUGUUAUUUUAGAAACAAUCAUGUUCUAUAUAUUGGCCACAAUCAAAGCCCCCUCCAAACAUUUCGAAACCUAUUUCUGCCCUUGUAGGGCCCUUAAAAUAAUCUUAACAACCAAAGCUGAUUCUCUCUGGAAUAAAGUUCAAAGUCUAAUCUUAGUUUUUAUCUCUCUAAGCUUGGACAGUCUACCCCUUCCCUACAAAUCCCGGUUUUCUUGGCAAAGUAGCUCGCUUUUUUUCCACUCCCCCUCCCAUCGUCAUCAUCGUCAUCAUCAUCAUCGUCAGGUUUUUCCAAAAACUGUGUUGGUACUUGUUGCGCUGUCACUUUUGCCUACAAAGGAAGUGUUGGGAUUGAAAGGUAGGGUGACACAUUUUGAAACCAAGCUUGUGAAUUAGCUUUGUAAAACUUCACCGGGGUGAAGCCAUCAAACCGAGUAUGAAUUGACGUUUCCUCAAGUCUUUGUGUUCGGUUACUGAUGCAUACCGUUCUAAUAUCUGUUUCCUCCUUGAAACAAGUCUGAGAGUUAUUUGGCUGCAAAAGCUUCCUACAUACGGUAGCGGUUUACAUGCAUGUCCUUUUAUCAAUAUUAUUGGUUUGUCGUGACGGUGCAGGACCGUAAUUUGAGGAGGACUUGUUAGCCAGGACAAUUUCCGUGUUUCAUUCUAAGAUGAGUCGCAGCAAUAGCUUGCCUAACUUUGAAACUCACAAAACAGGAGCCUUGAAAUCCUUGAAGAAGUUCAUUAGUCGUCGAAAUUCGUUUAGUGCGAACCACAUGUCAUCUAAAAAGGAACCGUCGGAAUUGGGCGUUGUCAGGUCCAAAGUCAUAUCACAGACAAGAAAAAUGUCAGCCUCAGACACUGAACAUUCCUUUGCGACAGAUGGGCGUCGCUUGUAUCAGAAGCCUCGCACCUUUUCUACAGCUGACACUGGUCAUCCGUUAGGAAUCAAAAACCAGCGGCAUGAUUCAGGAUUCUCCACCUCGACUGCAAGUUCAGUAUGUACAGAAGACGAACCCCCGGAACUACCUCCUCGAGGACCGAGAAAAAGUCAAAGUUAUCUACCGAGUCAUAAGGAGGACCAAGUAUCUAUAUUCUCAGAUUGUUCCGAAGACGGGGGAGCACCGCCAGAAAUAACAACAGACUUCGCCGGGCAGAAAUCGCGAUCGCUUCAAAGACAACACCGCAGCCCGGUUGUCUCCCGCGGAGGAAGCUUGAAAGACACAAGGAAACCAAGCUUGUUCGAUGAGUACUUUUUCUGUGAGAAAUGCCAAAGCAAUUGCGUGCAUAAGCCUAAUCGCGGAAGCAUAAAAAGGCGUUUUUCUGAUAAGUUAAAAUCGAACUUGAGAAACGAAGAAGAGAGUGUUGUUUUUACUAACGAAAUUGCUCAAGGUUUUCUUAUGGAUGAUAGUGACCGAAUAUAUCAAGAAAUUGAUAGCGAUUGGCUUGAAGAUGUUCGGCGAUUGACUUCACAAAUGACGUCACAAAUAGAGAGUGGAGCUCAAGGAUUGCAAACAAUCUCCAAAGAUGAAGUGGACUCUUCUUCUCUUGAUGGCGUAAAAGAAUACCCAGAUACUGAGAUAUACCAAAAAAUGAACAUUUACACGCGGCAAUACACGCCAUCUCUCGAGAAAGUUCACACUAUUCUGCGGGAAAACCCAGACGUUACAGAUGCGAUAGUGGAGAGCAACGUGACAGAAGAACCUGAAGAAGUAGCUGGAAACGCAGGCAACGAAAGGGUCACAGCUCUGGGCAAAACACUUGAGAACUGCAGCUCGGAUAAAUCAAUCUCUAGUGAUUCUUUUGUAUCGACCUAUUUGCAAGCAGCACAGUCUCCUGUGCUCUCGGACAGGUAUCAUAAGAGAUUAGAUUUUUCUGGUUUUUCGGAGCAGUAUGAUACUGCUUUAUGAUGUAGCACUUGUUUUAUGAAAUGCCGUUUUUCAAAUCUCGGGGGAAUUCUUGCAAACUUUGUCUGGUAAUGGGAUUCUAUAGAAUGGAGUAACGGGCACAGGCCAGUCACAGAACUAAGAAGCGCGCUAAAACCUAUGAAUGUCAUUCUGGCGCAAGAGAAAGAAAAUUUAGAAUUAUAGGUAAUAAUAUCCCUUAUUCAAGCAGAACGAUGAUGUUUUGGAAAAAAAUUUGUUGCUUUGCGAACUGUUGCUUUUUUAUUAAGUCCCAUUUUGUAGAUGAUCGAAUCGAUGUGUUGGAUUCAAAGGAAUAGCAUCAGAAAUGCAGUCACAAGAAUUUUGAUAUGUUUUUUUAUUGACUACUGAAAACGCAAUGGUUUUUUAAAACUGAUGCAAGGAGCGUGCAACAACCACAAUGACUUCGACUCUCGGGCGGUACUACGACAAACUUCUUAGUGCCAGAAAGUCAUAUUGCUCAAGGACUUUGGUACCUCAAGGUUCACAUGAUCACAAGUUAGAUGAAAGACUCCACCCGCGUGUAUGCGCGGCGUGCUUAUGUUCUUGAUGCGCGUGAACACGCUAUUAUCUCCCUUGGCCCACUUUUUCCGGCUCUGAUACUCUUGAACCCCGUGUAUGUACCGUGUCUGUAUGUGCCGUGUCUGUAUGUACCGUAUCAAUUGAAAGUCUGUUCUUAUAAAAAUAAAAUUAGAAUACAAACAUAAGUGUCUUCAAAGAUAAUCUUAAGAUACCGCUGCUAAAAAUCUUAAGAUACCGCUGCUAAAAAUGAUACAUGGCCAAAAGGCUUUUUCUUAUCGCGGUCCAAAACUGUGGAACAGUCUAGAAAGGGCUACCAAAUUGGCCCCCUCCCUGAAAACCUUCAAAGAACAACUUUAGUCGGAGACAACUUUGAAUUCAUCUUUACGUUCACUUUUUAUAGCCUUAGUAUUAUUAAAUAUUGUAAAUUAGGUUUGGUUGGUAAAUUUCUUUUGUCAUUAGUAUUAUUACAUAGUUAUUAGCGCUUAUUUUAAUCUUUUAAACAGGUCAGGUUGAAAAACAUAUGUGUAUGAACCUUUAACCUGUAUAAAUAUUAUAAAAUUAAAAAAAUUAUAAAAAAAUGAAAUCGCCAAGCUAAUUCGAUUCAGUCGCAAGGAAUAAACGUGGUAAGUUUUACAAAAACAAACUGGAUCAUGUAACUUCAAACGGUAAUUUUCAUGUUUAUUAAUAAUGAUUUUCUUGUUCCAGUUCUAGUUCCAUAAUUAUUAAGCGAAAUUUAAAAAAAUUAUUAAUUCAACCACUACCUGUGUUACCCGAUUCGUACAGCAGCUCGCAUCACGAGGUAGUUAUAAAACCGAUAUAUUGUUGAAACUGUAUAUAAGAAAUUUGACAUAUCUUCGUGCAAAUAAAAUUUAAUUCAUUGGCAAUUUGAAUAAUUAGUAUAGUAAUAUGGAAAGAAAUGUAGUAAGAAAAGGGGAUUAAUCAAUGUAGUAUAUGUCUAUACUUAAGGCAUAAUUACUAAACGUUUUAUAGACAGAGGCUGAGAAAAGAUGGUAGCCUCCUGAUAUCCACUGAUCAGUGCUGAUAUCCCGAGAGUUACAUUUUUUGAUGAAGUUUUGUUUUUGUGGCAGAAAGUGAACAGAUCCUCAUAAAUAUUCCCGUUAUUGGCCUAUAGCAUCUGUCAAUCAAUCUGCCUUGUUCAUUCUGAACUAGAGAAUUACCUAAACCAAUCAAAUCAGCUCUCGGUUAUCUUGUAACACAUAAGUGCUAGAACAUUUUGAAAGUUUACCCUCCAACAUUUUAUCUGCUGAAAAUCGAAAACAAAGAACAGUUCAGCCUCACUUUUUACAAUAUUUUAAAUUAUUUCUCUCAGCUCGAUUUUUCCAUUGUUGUCAUGCCAUUUUGUAGGCUCGAAAAGCAACUGUUUUCUACCCAAUUGUGUCUUAUUUUCCACAAUAAGAAUAGUCCAAAAACUUUGUGUUGUUAGCAUCUGUAUGUUCUAAAUACAAUGUCUCUUCGUGAUUUAGAUAUUAAAUUUAUAAUAAAUGAAUUUCAAGUAUAUAAACAUUUUAUGGGAGAAUAAAUAUAACAGAUAUUAAAAGUGGAGUUUUGUCGUUUCAUUUCCCAACAUGAUCACAAUUCUUUUAAAGAUAACACUAUUGGGACAUAACACUGUGUCAUGGAAAGAAAACACGGAAGUUGAUAUAUGGUUGAUCCGAACAUAUUCGGUGUAGGGUUCUCAAGUUUGACGUAAAAAAAACUAUUGUUAAAAUUUGCGAAUUUUGACCACAUAACAUAGAAGAACACCAAAAAAUAUACCCGUUUAUGAAAAAUCAGUUAAAUUUGUCAGAAAUAGGGUGAACUAUGGCCAAUAGAAGAUCUGGAGUUUGCAAACGGAUUACUGUUAUUUUGGCUCCGUUCAUAAAGUUAUGAACUGAGAACAGAGGUUUGAUGGGGCCAGAGCUUGUGCUCAUCUGGACAUAUCUCAGCCAAUUCGUGAUACCUUUAAAUGAUUUUGCAGAUUUAGAGGUAUUUCAUGAUGCUCUUUCAGGUUAUGGGAAAAAAUUUCAAAAAUUCUAAAAAUAAAUUUUUGUGACGUCAUCACUUGACAACUCUACUGUCUGACCGUUUAAACAACUAACAUCAAUAAACUUUGUCAGCGACAUAAUCAAUCGGCAUCAAUAGCAUCGUCAGUAUCAAUCAACAAUAGCGAUGAUUAUCAGUGAUUAUCGUUACCAAAGCUUGAUUACAAGUAAGAAUUAUUUUCGAUUUAUCUGACUUUCAGACAAAAAAUUUACGUACACAUUUCAGGCUCAUGGCCUACGCCACGAAUUUGAAAGUGGGGAGGGUCAAGGCUAGCAAAAGUAGGGGGCGAAGGCUUUUUCCCCUUUUACUGCAGCUUUAAAACUACUUGCCUUGCAAAGGUAUGGGGGGCUCCCUCCGGCCCCCCGAUGGCGUGGGCCCUGCGGCUUGUGUUUUGCUAGUAUGUUUCA
Messenger RNA from Rhopilema esculentum, 5944 nucleotides. RefSeq lists its product as uncharacterized. The record is from RefSeq and is a predicted model, not a curated record. NCBI's taxonomy places the organism in Eukaryota, Metazoa, Cnidaria, Scyphozoa, Rhizostomeae, Rhizostomatidae.